AUGUACUUGAGCCACAGCGCCAAACACGAGAGGCUAUGCUCAUGCCGUUCUUUCGCUGGGUGGAAUUUUAGUUGGAGGGAGGAGGACAUGUUGUCUGGCAUACUUAAACUGCAGCACAAAAGGCGAGAGGCUGUGCUUAUGCCAUUCCUUCGCUGGGUGGGAUUUUAG
This is a messenger RNA of Laccaria bicolor S238N-H82, 168 nucleotides long. RefSeq lists its product as uncharacterized. The record is from RefSeq and is a predicted model, not a curated record. NCBI's taxonomy places the organism in Eukaryota, Fungi, Basidiomycota, Agaricomycetes, Agaricales, Hydnangiaceae. The coding region runs from base 1 to 168 and encodes 55 amino acids. The transcript is spliced from 2 exons.